UGUAAGUAUUCAUUUACGCCGCGCAAACGUACUCUGAUUGGUGUUCGGAUCUUACUGAAGAGUUGCGCGCUAACACGAAACAAAUAUGAUUCGGUCAGAUUCAACUGCACAUGCGCGAGGCGGCUUGGAAUACAAACCCUCCGUAGUCCUUAGAAUUUUGUUUCAGUCCUCGUACAGUGAACUCCAGUUGAAUCGCACUCGAUGUAUUGAAAAACUUUUGUAUUAAUUACAGUGAGCAAUGUAGUGUUCAAAUUAGAAUUGACGGGAGCUUAAUUUCAUUUCUUUCCUAUAUUUUACUUCAAAAUUUUGCGAAUAACGUGAAGAGCAUAUAGUGAAGUGAAGUGUUAAUUGAAUGACAAAUAGUUUAUAAUAAUGGCAAAGUUUUUGGCAACUAUUAAAGCAAUAAUAACUCGAUUAGUUUUUGCCGCACAUGGUUUCAUUGCGAUUUGGCAAGUUACUACGUUUAAAAAGAAUCCUCUCUUUUGGUACUUGAGUAGCCCAAUUUUACUACUGUUCUUUGAGGGUAUCUUCACGCUUUCCAUAAAAGAAAAUCAAGAAUGGAAAUGGUUCUGUCCCUCUGUAUUCUUGUACCUCAGUAGUGUAGUGCCUGCAAUAUGGCUGCUGGAGUUGGACAAGGUUGAUAGAAGACUGAAAGCAUUUGAGACAAAUGUCAACAUAUCAGAAAACUUUGACCUCACCAACUUGGCAGCUGAGGACUUGAAACAUUUGGAGAAAGCAUUGGGUGUAAAUAUCUACCUGCCCGACAUACGCAUCUCUACGGAGACAUGGGUGACUUUAAUCGAACAGUUCCUGAUGUUAAUUCUGAUUAUUGGAAGAUGGAUGUUACCAAAAGGUGAACUGACACGCGACCAACUAAGUCAAUUGUUGUUAGUUUACAUCGGAACAGCCGCAGACAUCAUCGAGUUUUUCGAUUCGUUCAAAGAAGAUCGGAUAGCACGCGAACCGGUGCUGGUUUAUCUGACUCUAGGAAUUUGGGCGUGGUCCUUGAUGCAAUUUACCGUCGUCCUGACGGCUACCAAGUCCAGGAAGUCGCGACUCUCCUCCGGAAGUGCUGUCAAAAAGAGAGUACACACACAGACGAGCUGUUGUAGCAUCGACGUUUGGGGGAUCGCUUUGAACAUGCUUCUACAGGACGGACCAUUUCUUGCGUUCCGACUUAUUCUAAUUAUACACUACCACAUUGUCAGCUACAUGAACAUUUUCUUUACCUGCAAGAACACUCUGGUUAUACUUCUUCAGCUGUAUCGCUUAUACGUCGUGCAAACGGAGAACAGGAACAAGCGAAAGAAGAAACCUGAAAUGUCAAAUAUUAGUAUCAUUUCACGAGGGGACAUUUAUAAGGACAUGAAAAGUCGAAAAACUUCGGUCGAAAGGAGAAGAAAGAGAAGAAGAGACAAUGACGUGGAAGCAAAUUACUCACACAGUGAAGAAACAACGGAGGAAGAGGAGCAACGUGAUUCUUCUCCAAGAAACAAUCAUUCUAAACGAAAAACGCAUCAGGACAUUAAACACUCUACAUCCAGUUCUGGAAAACAUAAAAAAUUACAGAAGAACGAGAACAAGAAAAAAUCCUGCAAAGAUUCUAGAAAUGAAGCGUCUACUGAAGAAGAAAAACGCAGACGGAAGAUCGACAGAAAACCUUCAGCGAAGAGAGACAGAAAAUUAUCAGAAGGCACCAGGACGAAAUCCAGAACCGAUGACUCCAGUAAAAGUUCCAGUAGAAGUAGGAAGUGCAAAGACGACAGUGAAGACGAGUCGACCACCGAAGAAGUUGCUGAAAAGACAGUCAGUGAAGAAAGUGAAUCAGAAUCUGAAAGAAAAAGAUACAUUCACCGAAAACGACUGCAAGACAGAGACUGACAAAGACGUAUGGGCAUCAUCGCGCUCUUGUUCGUCUACUCUGCGAUCCUCGUUACUUGCAUGCUCUUCAUACAUGCUGGUGUCAAUAAU
Megachile rotundata (alfalfa leafcutting bee) is the source of this 1971-nucleotide messenger RNA. Its product is annotated as transmembrane protein 26. The record is from RefSeq and is a predicted model, not a curated record. Lineage: Eukaryota; Metazoa; Arthropoda; Insecta; Hymenoptera; Megachilidae.